AUGUGACUUAGGCAACAUCCGGGACACCGCCAUGGCUGCCGAGAGGAUAAUCUUCGCGAAGAAAUGUGUUUAUCUUUACCUCAAAAGAAAGGAAGAAAUUUGAGGCAACGGGGAUCGCCAGGUGUACUGGGGCAUUCAAUUAGACCAGGACCUCCUGGAUACAAUAGUGGCCAUUUAUCCGGAGUGGUUCAAGGACUACAAUCUCAUGGCGGACGGUCCACCCCAGGUGGAUGAGGCUUCACUCCAACAGGCAAUGGACAAGAACAAGGAGUCGUUAAAGGUGAAGCUGAUGCUUCGUCGGCCAAUUUCAGAACUUGUGGAUCAAGGCAUCAUGCCAUGUGAGUCAUUGAAAACGUCCCCCGCAUUCCAUGAACAAAGGAAAAGUCUGGAGAGGGCCAAAAUGGGUGAUUACUUGAAAAACAAAAUUCAGAGAAGGCCCGACAGGCAGGAGCUCAUACAACAACACAUUCUCGAAGACACAACAGUGGACCCAAGUUUACAAGACAAGCAACGACAGCUGAAGAAGGCCCGCUUGGCUGAUGGCCUCAACGACCGGCUGUCACACCGACCCGGACCCCUGGAGCUGAUUAAGGGAAACAUUUUACAGACAGACGAAUCAUUUGCGCAGGCAGUGAAAGAGGGCCAGAUCCCAUUUCGACGUACCUGUGAAGGGGAAACACGAAAACAUCCACCUCCAUUUGUGACAGAUGAAGAUAGUGAGGGAAGUGAUUCUUUGGCUGCAUCGCCAGAUGAUCAGUCUCAGAGCAGUCUUCCAUCAGUGGACCUUUCUGAAGCGUCCUCAGUCCCAUCUCCUGAAAGUCAGCCCACUACGCUGUGCCCAUCUCACCAACUUCAGUACUUGGGAUCAAAUGUGGUGGUUGCAACGCCAACUGUGUUUCUCACCAGUGGAAGCACCCAUGUGGUGCAGCCUGCAGGGGGAGGCAAGGCGGCAAGGAAGAAGUCAAAGUCAAAGUCACAGCCAAAGGCGAGGACCAUCAAGUUUCACGAGUACAAGGGUCCUCCAAAUGCCCAGAAGAACCACAACUCGGUUCCUUCAUCGACGGAGUCUUCAUAUGAGCUUCUGCUUCAACAGCAACAAUUGUUUCUCCAGUGGCAACUGGAGUGGCAGCAGAAGUAUCCGCAGAUCAUCCUGCCCGCGCAUAAACCAGUUGAACAGCAAAGCCCUCCUCCCACACCUCAGCCACACAAGUUCAAGCUAGAAGACAUGAAGGUGAGUGACCUAAAGGCAGAACUGAAACGAAGGAACCUCCCAGUAUCAGGUUCUAAGCCACAACUCAUUGAGCGACUCAAGCCACACACAGAUGGAAUGGUUGACAAGGUGGAGUUUUCCCCACAGUCGCCUUCAUUUGGAUUGGACUCAAGUCCACCGGUACCAAUGGAAGUGGAUGACCAUACACAGGAGUCGUCACCACCACAGAAAGAUCUCAAGGAGAGAUGCAUCGAGGAACUCCAACAGGAACUGCAAAGGUCCCAGCCUGUGUCUUAUACCGAAGCAGGGGCAAACUUGAGUGUUGUCACAACGCCAUCGCUGUCAGACAGGGGAAUGGUAAAACCUGCGGACAGCAAAGCUUAUCAGCGCCAGUUAAUUCAGCAGCACUUGCAGAAUAAAAUUCAGCAAGCAGCGAGCAUUAAUCCGAUCUCUUCGAGUCAAUCAUCUGCCGCAGUCAAGGCUUCACUGGCAAACUUCCUUCACAGUAAUUCUCACGCAAUCGCUUCAAAUAACCAAGGAAAUGUGCACAACGGCCCACGAUUGUCCCCGAAGCAGACCGACGGACAGCACUUGGCCAAGCAGCCACCUGAUUAUACCGAAGCAACGAAACAUCUAGUGAAAAAGGUGCCUAGCAAUACCGUCAAGAGCCAGGAUAUGGAUGACGUGCUGGAGAUUCUUAUCAAGAAUGGAGAAUUGCCUCCAAGUGCUGCACAAGAUCCCCCGGACAACUCAUUUGGUGUCCAGCCACCUUUUCCGACACCUCCACCUUCUUCAGAAGCGUCUCUUCCUGGACCUCCACCUGAAACUCCACCUCCUUCUGCAUCACUCGAUUUUGAUUUCCACCUCGACAUAGAUGACCUGGAUUCCAUCAACGUCCUUGGCUGUAAUGGAGAAGCAACAAAGUCAUUGUGUAAUGCGGAUCACGAUCCGGCGUUGAAUAUGGAGAUGGAGCUGUCUGAUUGGCUGGAUGUGAUGAUGCCACGCACAGCAAAUCUCUCUGAAUCCACCUCUAUGGCAAAUGGCAUUGGAACAUCGUCCACGAGCAAUCACGACCCAUUGUUGUCCACCAAUGCAAACGACGACCCAUUUGACUUUUUUGCAACGGAUGAUGUGGACCUUCGGUCAUGGGACUUUCGGAACACGUGGGACAAUGCAGACUUUAUUGCCUGACAUACAUGAAUGUGAUGUUCCGUAUCAGUGGACCAACGCUCUGCCAGGUGGCUUUUCUUGCAUUCACAAAUUGGCUUCCAGUGAAAGUGAUUGUUGCAGGAUAUGGAGCGUAAGGACGGAUACCAUGGGAUGUCCACAUAUGUUGUCUUUCAAAACAAACAAACAAAGCCUUCAUGGAAAACAUCUUGAAUGGUGUGCUUUUGAGGUUGUGUUGCUGCUGAAAGAAGGACUUGUUGUGCCUUAAAGCAUCCUCUUUUAUACUCUCUGUGACAUCGUGCCAACACUAUCUGCUCAUACAGAUGACCAAGGAGGCUCGCAACAGUUCUUGCACCUAGAGUCUGCUCAGUUCUAGAACAGAGAAAAAUUUCUUGGCAAAACAUUCCAAAAUGCUCUUACAAGGAACGAUCCGUUUUUGUCACUAGUUUAAUGCAAGAUCCGCUCAAAAAGUUGUACAUAAUACACACAUAUAAAUGACACUGGCAGAAUUGUUCAGAAUGUUUGUAUAGAGAUUUAACGGAGCUUAGAAGGUGUUUAUUUUAUAGCGGCUAAACUUUGAGGAAUAUGUGCCUUUUUCUCCAGUAACAAGGGUGGCUUGUGGUGUUAUUUUCAAAAUCAUUUCUUAGUGUGACACUGUACAGUUUUUGCUUUUUUUGUAAAUAGGUAGUUUUGUGCCUGUGUAAUAAAGGCUGCACAAAUCCUU
Ornithodoros turicata is the source of this 3101-nucleotide messenger RNA. It is a transcript of the gene Mrtf, whose product is annotated as inactive histone-lysine N-methyltransferase 2E-like. The coding region runs from base 206 to 2401 and encodes 731 amino acids. Gene Ontology annotation, biological process: positive regulation of transcription by RNA polymerase II. Gene Ontology annotation, molecular function: transcription coactivator activity. The transcript has 18 exons. NCBI's taxonomy places the organism in Eukaryota, Metazoa, Arthropoda, Arachnida, Ixodida, Argasidae. The record is from RefSeq and is a predicted model, not a curated record. Gene Ontology annotation, cellular component: nucleus.